Molecule: messenger RNA, 641 nt
Organism: Helicoverpa armigera (cotton bollworm)
Lineage: Eukaryota; Metazoa; Arthropoda; Insecta; Lepidoptera; Noctuidae
Product: protein D3
Exons: 6
Coding region: 1-594 (197 amino acids)
Source: RefSeq, a predicted model, not a curated record
AUGAGUGUUUUUGAAGCAGUCGUGGAAAAAGUCAUCAUGUCCCUGGUAGCGCAAGCAUUUGAGUCGAGCAAGAUCGUACCCGAUGUCAUCCCGACACCGCCAACCGACACCAUCGAGUUGAAAUACCCGAGCGGUGCAAUCGCGUCUCAGGGCAAUGAGCUGACUCCCACGCAGGUGAAGGAGCAGCCCAGCGUCUCCUUCAACGCUGACCCCAACUCCUUCUACACACUCGUCUUCACUGACCCCGACAACUAUGACGGUCCUGAGCCCGUCUACCGCGAGUGGCACCACUGGCUGGUGGUGAACAUCCCCGGCAGUGAUGUCAGCAAGGGCGAGGUCCUGUCCGGCUACAUCGGCUCCGGCCCCCCAGCAGGCACUGGCAUCCAUAGAUACGUGUACAUUGCGUACAAACAGCCAGGCAAGCUGGAGUUUGAUGAAAAGAGGCUGACUAACAAGUCCAUUGACGGUCGCGCCGCCUUCUCCACGAAGAAGUUUGCGGAGAAGUACAACCUAGGAGCGCCUGUAGCGGGCAACUUCUACCGCGCGCAGUUCGACGACUACGUGCCGCUGCUAUACAAGAGUCUAGGCGUUUAGAGUUAUUUAUUAUUGCUAUGUUAUAUUAUAAUUAAAUGUUUUGUUAA